Molecule: messenger RNA, 1306 nt
Organism: Rhododendron vialii
Lineage: Eukaryota; Viridiplantae; Streptophyta; Magnoliopsida; Ericales; Ericaceae
Exons: 7
Coding region: 129-1079 (316 amino acids)
Source: RefSeq, a predicted model, not a curated record
ACAUUUAGCUUCCUUUCAUCAAUGCAACAAAUCCUCUUCUGGAACUCUCUCUCUCUCCCUCUCUCCCUCUCUCUCUCUCUUUCUUACGUAGUCGACUCCUGCAUAUCGAAGGCUUCAGUUCUUAGAAAAUGCAGAGGGAUAGAGAAAGAGCAGAAUCCAACAAUUCAGGAGGCCCUUUUGAUGGUUUUGGGGGCUUUGGAGGUUUUGGACCUCAAAGGAGCAUUAUGUCUAGUAUUUUUGGAGGAAGGGAUCCAUUUGAUGAUCCGUUCUUUACUCGUCCUUUUGGCAGUAUGUUUGGAUCUAGCAUGUUUAAUUCAGGGAGUCCUUUCAGAGAUUCACCACAGAUUAGUAGCUCAAAGGAACCAAUUAUUGAGGAACUACAAUCUGAUGAUGAAGAAGAGGAAUCUGAUGAUACUAGUGCCAAGGGGAAGGGUGUAACUAAAACGCAUAAGCAUGCGGAGUCGAACAAACAGCCACAUGUUGAGCACCCAGAUGACAAGCCUGAUGAGAAUAAGAGCAAGGAUGUGACUUAUAGGAGUGACUACAACAAGGUUGAAGGUUCAAAACCUCAGGCUCGGAGUGUUAGCUUCCAGAAAGUCACAUAUGGUGGUAUAAAUGGGCCUUAUUACAGUGCUACAACAACACGAAGGACUGGCAGCGAUGGAGUGGUGCUAGAAGAGUGCAAACAAGCGGAUAGAACAACUGGUCAAGCAGAACACAGGAUCUCUCGAGGAAUGCUUGACAAGGGCCAUUCAGUUACAAGGAGGCUUAAUUCUGACGGUAAGGUGGAUACAAACCAGACCUUGCAUAAUUUGAAUGAAGAUGAUCUUGCUGGUUUUGAACAAGCUUGGAAGGGUAAUGAAGAGAGGCAUUUUCCUGCUUGGGAUGAUGGGUCCACCUUCAAUGAUGCCACAGGGUCUGGCAGCAGCGGACCAAGUGGAUGGGCAAGCAGAAGUAGUUUGGCUCUUCCAUUUGAGGGGUUUUCUGGAGGGACUGGAAGAAGGGGAGCUUAUAAUGAACCUAGGACGCCGCCUUCUAGUGGUCGGCCUAAAAAAGUUGUCACAAUUAACAUUGAAUAAGAGUGCAUGUUAAUGCGGCAUACCUCUUAGUAGUAGUGGUCGUCGUGGUGAUAGUGGUGCCGGCGCAAGUUCGUCAGCUGCUGAGGACAUUUGCUUCCAAUGGACAUCGCAUAUUUUAUGCAGCAUUCUUCUUCUUGGACUCUCUUUCGUUUGAGAUAUUAUUACUUGAAACGAGGAUGGAAAUGGAAAAUGUCGGGUGACUUGGAAUUUGGAAACCAAAUUAAAAA